UUCUUAUGCUGGGGUUGGAUGCGGCGGGGAAGACGACGAUUCUGUAUAAGCUCAAGCUUAACCAAAGCGUGACGACAAUUCCUACGGUCGGGUUUAAUGUCGAGACGGUAACAUACAAGAACGUGAAGUUCAACGUCUGGGACGUCGGCGGCCAAGAUAAAAUCCGCCCCCUCUGGCGCCACUACUACACCGGCACCCAAGGCCUCAUCUUCGUCAUCGACUCCCAAGACCGCGACCGCAUCGACGAAGCCCGCACCGAACUCCACCGCAUCAUCUCCGACCGCGAAAUGAAAGAAAGUCUCUUGUUGGUGUUUGCGAAUAAACAAGAUUUGGGGGGUGCGAUGACGCCGAGUGAGGUUACGGAAAGGCUGCAGUUGGGCAAGUUGAAGGAGAGGUUGUGGUAUGUGCAGCCGAGUUGUGCGACGAGUGGGGAGGGGUUGUUUGAGGGGUUGGCUUGGUUGAGUAACCACGUUAAGACGCCGGCGAAGAAAUAGAGUGGUUCAGCGACAUCACUGCACAGCUGCACGAGAAACAACACGUUUU
Messenger RNA from Saitoella complicata NRRL Y-17804, 543 nucleotides. RefSeq names its product ARF/SAR superfamily. The coding region runs from base 6 to 494 and encodes 162 amino acids. Gene Ontology annotation, cellular component: cytoplasm. Gene Ontology annotation, molecular function: GTPase activity; GTP binding. Gene Ontology annotation, biological process: intracellular protein transport; vesicle-mediated transport. NCBI's taxonomy places the organism in Eukaryota, Fungi, Ascomycota, Saitoellomycetes, Saitoellales, Saitoellaceae. The record is from RefSeq and is a predicted model, not a curated record. The transcript has 5 exons.